This is a messenger RNA of Symbiodinium sp. CCMP2456, 1554 nucleotides long. The record is from the annotation of a GenBank genome assembly. Lineage: Eukaryota; Dinophyceae; Suessiales; Symbiodiniaceae.
AUGUUCAACGUGGACGCAGCGAACUAUGCGCUGAGCCAUCAAGCCGAUUGGUUUGAUGAUUUCCUCAGUCACGACUGGCGAACCUCCCGAUUUUCGAAGCUUUGCGCCCUUCUCGUCGUCUAUAACUCGCGAGCAGCGCUUUUGUCAGCUUUCCUGGCUUGCCCUCUGAUCGCUUUAGGCCGGACGGUGGGAGUGCUGCCGAACGAUCGGCCGAGCUCGUGCUUAGUUUAUGUGGUGCACUUGUUUGUCUUAUGCUUUUGGCAGAGACUCCGAAGCAUCCUGCGUCCACCAAUCAUGGUCUUUCUGGACAAGCUCUGUAUUGCCCAAAGUCCAGAACAAGCCGAGCUGAAGGAGAAAGGUAUUAUUGGAUUAGCUGCCUUCCUGAACCAUUCCAAACGACUUGUGGUUCUGUGGUCGCCAAGGUACUUCAGCAGAUUAUGGUGUGCGUAUGAGAUUGCAGCAUUCCUCACAGAUCACAACAAGCACAAGCACAUCUUGAUGAUGCCGGUUCAUGCCGGCAUCACCAUUCUUUUGGCCUUCUUCUUUUUCAGCUGGAUGGCAUCCUCGAUGCUCAUAAUUCUGGGACUGCUCCGGUAUGGUGCUCUUGGCGUUCAAUUGGGCCAGGACAAUAUAUGGACGGUGGUUGGAGGGGCUGUGGCUUGGGUAGUUGUUCCCGCAACUUUAGUCGGAGUGCCCUUUAGCACCUUGAGCGUGCGCAUGGCCAAGCACCUGCAUCGCGCACCAAAGCAGCUGAAGACGUUUGAUGUCCAGAGCGCUGCAUGUUUCUGUUGUGCCAAUGCCCACAAGCAUCCGGACACAGGAGCAGACAUCCCCUGUGACCGGGAGCUGGUCUACCGCAAGCUGAAAGAGUGGUAUGGCCGCCCGACGGACACUGACAAAGAGUAUCUGCAGCGAUUCAACUCCCUGGUUCAUCACAGGUUGGGACGCUCCGUGCUCAGACAAAUGCCGCAUGCCGUCCCCACCGCACCUCUACUGUGCAUGCUUGGUGCCGCCAGCAUGCCGUGGCUGGCGGACGCCAUAGAGAGGAUGCUCUGGCGUAUACAAGUUGACGAAGAUGCGUGUGAUCGAUGCGACCUUGCAUAUUAUCUUUGGAGCCAUGUUUUCCUCGAGUGGGCCUUCGUGGCCACAAUGAUCUUUUUAACGGGACUCCUUGCCGUGACCCUGUCGACUGUUGCUGCCCGCAUGUUUCCAAAUACCCGACAUGCCUGGCGCAUUGGAUUUUUGGUGUUCACGCUGUUUGUUGUGCCGGGAGCCGUUCUAACCGGUACAUUUUUCCUGUUGCUGUGGACCGCGGAUAAUGCUUGGCCUCCUACCAUCGUCUUCGUUGUAGCACUGCUCCUGGGAUUAUGCUUUCUUCGGCCGACCCUGACAAAUCAUCGACUGGCAGGUGCGAUUGAAGAGCUCGAAGACCCAUCUGAUGUCACACCCACGGCUACCCCUCAGCCGAGUUUUUCCACACCGGAAGCCGACCAUGGGUCCAUGUUCCGAAUGCCAUCGGAUGUGUCAGUCUGGUCUGAUGGGUUUAGGAUUUAG